Alosa sapidissima (American shad) is the source of this 1107-nucleotide messenger RNA. RefSeq lists its product as uncharacterized. Lineage: Eukaryota; Metazoa; Chordata; Actinopteri; Clupeiformes; Clupeidae. The record is from RefSeq and is a predicted model, not a curated record. Gene Ontology annotation, biological process: vesicle-mediated transport; protein secretion. The transcript has 7 exons. Gene Ontology annotation, cellular component: Golgi membrane. Bases 99 to 701 code for a protein of 200 amino acids.
CGAGGUAUUCAGGACCUUAUCCGAAAGGAACGCUAGGAUUCCACUCCGUUUGCAUACACGUCACCAGGAAGUUUCUUGUAGGCCUACUACUGAGAGAAAUGUUGAGACAGGAUUCUGUAGAGGGCGACGUGCCCCUUUUUCACGAGGAUGAACACGAAGUCAGGGAGAGGAAAUCGAAAAUAAAGCACCCCCUGGCUUCCUUUUUUCACCUUUUCUUCCGAACUAUGGCCAUCUUGAGUUACCUCCUUUGUGAGCUCUUCAGCGGCAGCUUCAUAGUGAGCAUGGUAGCCAUCAUCCUAUUGCUGUCAUGCGACUUCUGGACCGUCAAGAAUGUGACGGGCCGGUUGUUGGUGGGCCUGAGAUGGUGGAACCAGGUAGACGAAGACGGCCAGAGCCACUGGGUGUUUGAAGCCAGAAAGGAAACCAGCAGAAAAACUGUUUCAAAUUCUGAAUCAAGGAUAUUCUGGUUGGGUCUAAUUGUGUGUCCAAUCUUCUGGGUAAUUUUUGUGUUCAGCACUGUCUUCUCCUUCAGGAUUAAGUGGUUGGGAGUAGUUAUCAUGGGUGUAACUUUACAAUGGGCCAACUUAUAUGGCUAUGUGCGUUGUAAAGUGGGUGGGGGCACCAAUCUGAGGACUAUGGCCACAAAUUAUCUGGGCCUUCAACUCUUCAAACAGACACUGAAUAAAACUGAGGAACCAUAGAUUGCCAUGUACUGGAAUGCCUCAUGAAGGAUGGGGUGGAACUUUGCACAUGUACUUUGAGGGAUCUAUUAUUCUAUUGUGGCAUUACAGUGGACAGAGGGCUCUUUGCUCUUUGUUUGAUACUUGUUUGUUGAUGUUAUCGGUUACUUUGAUGGCAAAAUAAAUAGAAAUAUGUGUUGUUUAUUUAUUUAUUACAUGGUAUUUUCUUAAAUGGUACAGAUCUAGGUAUCAUUCAAUUCAAUUUUAAUUGAAAGUAUAUUUGAAAUUGAAUUGAAUUGAAGGUACAGUAUCUACUUAACUGAUUAUCUAUAGUCUGUUGGAAAAAUUAAAUUAAUUUCCUAAAAUAGAAACCAAUUCAUUUGUAAUUCUCCAUGUUCAGCCUUUUAAUAAACCAGAAGUACCCUAA